UCCAUUAAAGGCUGUGGUUUUCAAUCAUCACUCCUCCCUCUGCCGUACAGACUCCUCUCUCUACCUCGCUCUCCCCUUGGGUAAAAUCUCUCUGCAAUUUCCUCGUUUCGUCUCCAUUGUUAUUAAUGUAAUCUCAAAACCCUACAUUAUUCGUUCCUCUUGUGCGCCAGAUGUGUGUGUAGGUGUGUCUCUACUGUUUCUGGUCUAUUGUACGUGUUUUUAAGUAUGUAGCUUCUUAAUGUGGAUGACCUGCUCACGCAUUCUCUUGCAUUUUCAUAAUCUCGAGCUACUUUCUUUUUAUUUUGCCGUUUCUGAUUUGAAAAUCGCGAGAUUUUUUUUAGGUUUUUGUCGUUUUUUUGUGAAUUCUGGUAAUGGCAUUGUACCUUCCUGCUAGGGUUUGUGAUUCGUCUUUUUUCUUGUGUGUUGUUUCUUUUUUUGUAAUGUGGAGAGGGAGGAAAUGUAUAUGCAUGUUGUAAUGUGGUGUGGUUUUAAUGCGGGUUUAUUUAUUUAUUUUAUUUUGAAUUCGCGUAUUGUGAUAAAUAGUAGUAACUCAUUUGAUGACAUUUUAUUGUUUCUUUUGUUGAGCUUUCUUGGUUGCGCAAAGAUUUGGUGAAGGCACCGGAAGGCAACGAUGAGUAACGAAGAAGAGAAGAAGUGUCCACUUUGUGCUGAGGAGAUGGAUUGGACUGACCAGCAGUUCAUGCCCUGCAAAUGUGGUUAUCAGAUAUGUGUUUGGUGUUGGCAUCACAUAAUAGACAUGGCAGAUAAAGAUGCAACAGAGGGGCGAUGUCCUGCUUGUCGGACAAUCUAUGAGAAGGAGAAAAUUGUUGCAAUGCAAGCAAAUUGUGAAAGGUCAAUGUCAAAAGUUUCUAACAGGAAAACUAAACAACCAAAGGCCAAGCCAAAGGCUACUGAAGUAAAGAAGGAUUUGACAAAUAUCAGAGUGAUUCAACGGAAAAUGGCGUAUGUGAUUGGACUACCUCUUAGUCUGGCUGAUGAAGAUUUGUUGCUGCGGAAUGAUUAUUUUGGUCAGUAUGGGAAAGUGACUAAGGUCUCACUUUCACGGACUGCUGGUGGGGCCAUUCAACAGUUUAUCAAUGAUACAUGUAGCGUAUACAUAACAUAUGCAAAAGAGGAGGAGGCGUUGCGAUGUAUUCAAUCAGUUCAUGGUUUUGUCCUGGAAGGUAGAUUUUUAAGAGCAUCGUUUGGAACUGCAAAAUACUGUCAUGCUUGGCUAAAAAACAUGCCUUGCAACAAUCCUGCUUGUUUAUAUUUGCAUAGUAUUGGGGCCGAUGAAGACAGUUUUGGAAAAGAUGAGGUUGCUGCAGUUCACACAAGGAGUAGAGUUCAACAAAUUGUUGGUGCUGCCAACAAUGUCAUAAAGCGCUCUGGCACUGUGCUACCUCCUCCGUUAGAUGAUGUCCAUAUUAGUUCUAAUACUUUUAGUGAUAAAUCUACCACAAGAAGUAGCAUAUCCGAUGGAGCUCAUGGUUCUGGCGAUAGCACCAGUGAUGUGCAUCCCUGUAAAGACAAGGAAGGACCUAUUGCACUACCCCAGAAAAUGUCGUCUUUUGUAGACAUUGUUGGGCGGUCUGGUUCUGCUGCUCCAGAAAAAGAUGGAACUAAUCCUGAAGAUCGGAGGAUUCUUGAUUUAUGUUCUGAAUUAUCUUCAAUCACAGUUGGUGGUGAAAUGCUUGCAGAAGCCUCAUAUUCUGUUCCUUCCCUUUUUAAGGUCCCCUCUUCUGAUCAUGGUGCAAAUGGGUUUAUAAAUAGUGCAGAAAAACCCCUCGGAGGAGAUUCUUUGUCACAUAGUCACAGAUAUAAGGGCACAUGUGGUUCAAGUCAUGGGGCUUCUUUUCUUCAUCCAUUCUGUACUUCUCACGAUUUGGAGGAUUCUGAUGGUGGUGCAUUACACAGAAAGGCACCUAGUCUGACUGGUUUUACUCUGGAUCACAAUCCUGUAAAUAUUCAAGAUAAUGAGGCUUCUUUACCUAUCAGAUGUGUAAAUUCCAUAUCUAAUGACUCAUGCCAGGAGAUGAAGUUUCAGAAUUCUGCUAAAUCUGAUAGAAUAUAUAGAAGUUCCCAGUCAUUUUCCAAUGAAGAAAUAGUUGAGCACUUACGGAGAAUAGAUAAUGAUAACUUGCACAAUGAUGAUCAAAAUUCUGUUUCAGAUGCUGUAAAGAGCAGUAUAAUUUCAAAUAUUAUGUCGAUAGAUUUUGAUUCAUGUGAAGAUUCUUUGGGAAUGCCUAAUGGUUUAUCCAGGUUACUUGAUGAAACUGAAGUGUUGGGUGGUUCUUCUUGGAGUUCCCUAAAUAGUGAUCAAUCGGGCUACUCAUUUUCCAAACAAGAUGGCUUUGCGAGUCAAGUGGCUGCCUCUAUCCUUCCGGAAUAUGGAGAUAUCAAGGAGCCAUACUUGUGCAAGCCUCAGUUUCCAGUAAAUAGAGCUCAUAGUUUGGCUCCACCUGGAUUCACGAUGCCCUCCAGAGAUCCGCCUCCUGGGUUUUCCAACUGCGAAAAAACUGGCUCUUUGCCCCGCCCUUCAGUGUUACCCUGCGGAAAAAGUAACCAAACAAAUGGUUUUCAAAACACAAUGUUUGAAGCUAGGCCAUCCGGUACUCAUGGGUUAAAUGCAUUUGAGGACGAGUCCAGAUUUUUGCUUAUGAUGCAACAGUCUGCAUCUGCAUGUCAAGACUCCAACUUCUCUCAUAUCUUUGCACCCCAGAUUCAACCCUCGCAGCAGGGCCUGAGUUUUGUCGGUGGUCAGAAUGGCAUGACCGGACUAAAUGAUGUAUAUGGCCUAUCCUCAAGACUACCUGAUGAAAAUCAAAAUCAUGGUCCAUCAUUCUUCACCCAGAUGGAAAAGUAUGGAAAUGGGCAUGGCUCUAAUAGCAAUGGUUUUGAUGGGUUGCAACAUAAAGGUGAGUCGGGGUUGGCAGAAGUUCAGAGAAACGAGAGACUAGGAGCGAAUUACUUUCCUGGGUAUGGAGGAGAUCUAAUGUUUAGUUCAGGCGAUGUAUACACCAAAGUGUUUGGACUGUAGUCGAUGAUCGGAUCUCGUUGCAGAAACUCUGUAGUUUGGGCAAAAAAUGAAGUGUAUUAAGAUCGAUCCAACGGAGUGCCCCACCUUUAAUCUUGUUCGCCAUAAUUUCUGCUCUCUUCCUCGAUAUGCAUAUGUUGAUUAUGUCAUCUUAUACAUGUGUUAGAGAUAGAUCAACGUCUAAUGACAGAAUCUCUUUUAAGUUUGUUGGGAAAAAGGAUAUGAUGCUUUCAACUUUUUUUAAGACACUCCCCUCACCGCUGCCACGUCUCCUCCCCCUCUCCACCGCCGCCUUCUCCUUCCGUCGUUGCUCGGAUUUGCGUGUGCUCAUGGGAGUGUCCCUCAAUUUUUAAAUGCUAGACAUAAGGUAGUAUUUCAGCUUAUUCUUUUUUUUUUUCCCUCAAACAUCAUCACGGCGGGGUUUAGGCAGACUCCCAACCUGUAUGUAUCAAAACAUCCAAGAAACAUUGAGGAAAUCGGAUUUCUAGGCUAUUUGGCCUUUAAAAUUACGUAAAUGUACCCAUUUUGUUAUCAA
This is a messenger RNA of Salvia splendens (bonfire salvia), 3572 nucleotides long. RefSeq lists its product as uncharacterized. The transcript is spliced from 11 exons. Gene Ontology annotation, molecular function: RNA binding; ubiquitin-protein transferase activity. Lineage: Eukaryota; Viridiplantae; Streptophyta; Magnoliopsida; Lamiales; Lamiaceae. The record is from RefSeq and is a predicted model, not a curated record. Bases 632 to 3040 code for a protein of 802 amino acids. Gene Ontology annotation, cellular component: CCR4-NOT complex. Gene Ontology annotation, biological process: protein ubiquitination.